AUGUUUUCGUCGCCUAUUCGAAGUCGGCUAGGUUCUCAACUGAUUUUGAUUACAGGAAGGGAAGUAUGUUAUCAGUUUGCAAUUCCUGGGAUAAGGGAAGUAUGUUAUCAGUUUGCAAUUCCUGGGAUAAGGGAAGUAUGUUAUCAGUUUGCAAUUCCUGCAAUUCCUGGGAUAAGGGAAGUAUGUUAUCAGUUUGCAAUUCCUGGCGAAGUAUCAAGCGUGACUGCUAUUGAUUUGCCGUCAUCUGGAAAAGGGAGAGAGCGGGGAGUUGGCCUUGAAGUAACGGAGGAGGGUAGUUAUGGCCGGUCUAUGUGUCGAUACAACAAGGAGCUAGCUAGAAGAAAAUUUAGCCAUGUAGUUGGAAGAAAGGAUUGCUUGGAUGAUGGUGAUAGUUGA
Messenger RNA from Loa loa (African eye worm), 396 nucleotides. RefSeq lists its product as hypothetical. The coding region runs from base 1 to 396 and encodes 131 amino acids. Lineage: Eukaryota; Metazoa; Nematoda; Chromadorea; Rhabditida; Onchocercidae. The transcript has 3 exons. The record is from RefSeq and is a predicted model, not a curated record.